Corylus avellana is the source of this 1800-nucleotide messenger RNA. Its product is annotated as putative indole-3-pyruvate monooxygenase YUCCA7. Gene Ontology annotation, molecular function: NADP binding; N,N-dimethylaniline monooxygenase activity; flavin adenine dinucleotide binding. NCBI's taxonomy places the organism in Eukaryota, Viridiplantae, Streptophyta, Magnoliopsida, Fagales, Betulaceae. The record is from RefSeq and is a predicted model, not a curated record.
GUAAAGUUGAAAGUAGUAAACAAAAGAAGGCGGCCAUGCCACAAGCUUAUCAUUUGAGAAACCUCAAAUCAUUUUCAAAUCCCAAUCACAUGCUGCUCUCAUGGCAAAGACCCCUCGCUAUUUAAAUCUCUCCAUCCCUCUUUCCCUCUCCACACAUAACUUCAAACAAAUUGCAUUUUAUUCCCCUUCUCCACUCCUCCUUGUCGCAUCUUAUACCAGCUUUCCACAUAGAUCAAGCUUUUUCCUUCAUUUUGUAAACCACUUUGCCCACCAUUAACUUUUUCAUCAUCAACCAUCUCUCCGAUCGAUCGACAUAGAUUGCAUAUAUACUGCAUAUAUGAUGCCUAACAGUACUUGUCGCGUUAACAUGUCACCAAUGGUCCAGGCUUCUGAUCACGACGACUUUUUUGCUCGUCGACGAAUAUGGGUCAACGGGCCGGUCAUAGUCGGGGCCGGCCCAUCCGGUUUAGCCGUUGCUGCUUGCCUUAAAAAACAAGGCGUGCCGUUCAUUAUUCUUGAACGAGCCAACUGCAUUGCCUCUCUGUGGCAAAACCGCACGUACCAUCGCCUCAAGCUUCAUCUCCCCAAACAAUUUUGUCAACUACCCAACUUUCCAUUCCCGGAGGAGUUCCCGGAAUAUCCCACAAAAUAUCAGUUUAUCGAAUACCUUGAAUCCUACGCUAAACACUUCCACAUAAGCCCAAAUUUCAAUGAAACAGUACAGUCUGCUAAGUAUGAACAAACUUUUGGUUUGUGGAGGGUCCAAACCACUAGAGAAAGCAGUUCAAACGAUCCUGGCGAUCAAGUUGAGUACAUUUGCCGGUGGCUCGUGGUGGCCACCGGUGAGAAUGCCGAGAAAGUGGUGCCAGAGUUUGAAGGCUUGAAAGAGUUUGGUGGCGACGUCAUGCAUGCUUGUGACUACAAAUCCGGCGAGAGUUAUGGUGGGAAGCGUGUAUUAGUUGUUGGUUGUGGGAAUUCAGGCAUGGAGGUCUCCCUUGAUCUUUGCAACUACAAUGCAGAACCGUCAAUGGUUGCUCGAGGGCCGCUUCAUGUAUUGCCAAGGGAAGUUCUUGGAAAAUCAACUUUUGAAGUAGCAGUUUCCUUAAUGAAAUGGCAGCUGCCACUUUGGCUUGUCGACAAGAUAUUGCUGAUUAUUGCGCGGUUGAUUCUUGGAAAUGUUGAAAAAUAUGGUCUGAGAAGGCCAUCGAUAGGUCCUUUACAGCUCAAGAACACCGCAGGAAAGACCCCUGUGCUGGACAUUGGUGCAUUACAGAAAAUUAGAUCUGGUGAGAUCAAGGUGGUCCGUGGAAUCAAAAGGUUCUACCCCGGCGGAGUUGAACUUCCUAAUGGAGAGCAUUUGAAGAUUGAUUCUGUUAUUCUGGCAACUGGGUAUCGCAGCAAUGUUCCUUCAUGGUUAAAGGAAAAUGAGUUCUUUUCCAAAGAUGGGAUUCCAAAAAAUCCGUUUCCAAAUGGGUGGAAAGGCAAGGCAGGGCUCUAUGCAGUUGGGUUCACAAGGAAAGGCCUCUCUGGUGCAUCUUUGGAUGCCAUUAGUGUAGCACAUGACAUUGCCAAGAGCUGGAAAGAAGAAACAAAGCAAAAAAGGAAAUCUAUUAAUGGGACUCUCCAUAGGAGAUGCAUUUCACAUUUCUGAAGGCUUGGACUAAUUACUAAUAACAGUGAUUUUUGGGCAGUUCUGUCUCUUUUUGGUUUGGAAACUGAUCUGUAGUACUGAGAUCCGUUUGUGUAGAGAAUAAUUUAGAACACAAGAGAAGGAACACAUGGCACAGAAAUGUCAGCCCU